AUGCGCAUCGGUCGAGGUCAUCGCGACUAUAGGGAUGUCACCCUAAAAGCUCACGUGCAGUCCCUUCUGCGCCGGUCGCACAGCAACUUCCAGUAUGGGAACCCAUAUAUCUCGCUCAACAACGAGAUCCGCGUGCAAGAUGCUUUGUUCAAGCAAGCAGCCCAGAACGACAACCUGCACAAGAGCACGAAAGCGUGGCGGAACUAUCACAGGUUGAAGUCCGCCAACCAUGGCUUCACAGUCGUCAUCAAGGACAAUAUCGUGACCGUGGAAUUGCCUACCACCUGCGCCUCGAAGAUUCUCAAGGGAUUUUGUCCCUCAGAGAAUGCCACCGUCACCAAGUUGCUUGAAAAGGCCGGCAUGGUAAUGGUCGCCAAAACCAACAUGGACGAAUUCGGCAUGGGGUCACAUUCACUACAUUCAGCGUAUGGCCCAGUGGUCAAUGGCCAGGCUGCGAAAAAGGAUCAUUUGUCUGCUGGGGGGAGCUCUGGUGGCAGCGCCGUGGCUGUUGCUGGCAACCUGGCUCAUAUCGGCAUUGGCACGGAUACUGGAGGCUCGGUCAGGUUGCCAGCAGCUUACAUGAGUCUUGUCGGCUUCAAGCCUUCUUACGGGUUGAUAUCGCGAGUCGGGGUAAUACCUUAUGCGAACUCCCUGGAUACUGUUGGAAUACUGGCCAAGUCCGCCCUCGACAUCAGGCUGACAUUCGACUUUCUCCAACAGCCCGACGACAGAGACCCGACUUGUCUGAACUACAAUUCUCGACAGCGAAUCAGAGCCGCAAAGCACAAGAGAAGAAGAGCCGUAUUCGCCUCGAAACUUUUCAUCCGGAGAGAAUCCUAUCCUGCGAGCCGGCGGCAGGAUAGUGAACUGGCCUCUCUCCCGGCUAGAAACAGAAACAGAGACGUACUCGUAUCUCAGAAGAACUACACCCGACGCAUAGGAGUGCCUCUCGAGUACAAUAUUGCAGAAAUGCACCCACUGGUGCGUUGGGCUUGGACGGCAACCCUGAGUCACCUACGAAACCACUACAAGUUCGAGAUUGUCCCGAUCUCUCUUCCGUCGACGAAGCAUGCCCUGUCUGCAUACUACGUCCUGGCACCAGCAGAAGCUUCAUCCAAUCUUGCGAAAUACGAUGGUGUCCGCUAUGGCCGUGCGCGGACCGCCCAGGCCGAUGGAGACGCCGCACCUCUCUUCUCUCAGUACCGCUAUGAGAAUUUCGGGCCAGAAGUCCGCAGAAGAAUCCUUCUCGGCACUUAUACCCUGAGCGCCGGGGCGAUGGACAACUACUUCAUCCAAGCCCAGAGAGUCCGCCGCCUAGUCCAGCAAGACUUUGACGCCGUCUUCCGGAUGCCCAAUCCUCUGCACGACAAUACCGAGGCAAACAACAACGGUGUGGACGUGAUCAUUGUCCCGACGGCACCGACUCCUCCACCGUACGUUGAAAACUUGGAACACCAGAAGCCGGUGAGACGAUACAUGAACGACGUCUUUACUGUGCCGGCAUCGCUGGCGGGCUUGCCUGCCAUAUCAGUGCCUGCGCCAGAACAUCCCGACCAUCCCUGGAAUCCCGAGGUGGCUAUCGGUAUGCAGGUCAUCGGACAAUACGGCGACGACUUUGGAGUCAUGUACUUUGCGCAGAACUUCCUCUCCAACUUCCAUCGGCUUUGGAUGAGGCGCACGCUCGAGACAAAGAUAAUGAGGUAG
Cladophialophora yegresii CBS 114405 is the source of this 1704-nucleotide messenger RNA. RefSeq lists its product as uncharacterized. Gene Ontology annotation, biological process: glutaminyl-tRNAGln biosynthesis via transamidation; mitochondrial translation. The record is from RefSeq and is a predicted model, not a curated record. The transcript is spliced from 2 exons. NCBI's taxonomy places the organism in Eukaryota, Fungi, Ascomycota, Eurotiomycetes, Chaetothyriales, Herpotrichiellaceae. Gene Ontology annotation, molecular function: glutaminyl-tRNA synthase (glutamine-hydrolyzing) activity. The coding region runs from base 1 to 1704 and encodes 567 amino acids. Gene Ontology annotation, cellular component: glutamyl-tRNA(Gln) amidotransferase complex; mitochondrion.